AUGACUUCCCUUUGGAACUCUCUGGAAAAAGAUGUGUUCAACCCUCAGAAGAAGAGGCUGCUGAAAACUGUCCAUGUCUGGAAAACAGGGAGGAAGAAGAAGAUGUCCAUUCUCUGUCUUGUGGUGGACACCUCUAGGCCAAUGCAGCCGUUUCUGGUGGAGGUCAAGUUGGACCGAGGAGAGCCAUACAAGACAGCACACUGGUGGCCUUUAGCAGAGCUGAGGCAGGUGGAUGGCAAGAGUCUCCAGCAGGCCAGCCUGGAUUUUGAUCUGCAGUUUGAGAAGGUGUACAAGUGGACUGCCAGGAGCUUUGAGGAGAAGAAAACCUUUAUCAGAUGCUUAUGGAGGCUAAACCUCAGAUUCCUGGCCAACACUGUCACGUUUGUGAAUGUUCCCUCAUGUGCAACAGAAGGGAUGCAAAGACCUGAAGAAGACAGGAAGGACCAGGUGGCAGCUGAGAGCCAGGAGGAGCUCAGUGUGUACCAGGAGAUGACACCGAAGGAAGCUGCCGAUGUGCUGAAGCUGAUGGAGGAGUAUGAGCCCCUUGUGAACAACUCUGUGGACUUUGCAGAGCAGCUGGUCAAGGAUCUCCAUGUGUUGGAUGAGGCCAACCUUCGAGCUAUCAUCUCUUCUGAGCAGCAGGUGACACAGCUGAUGAGCUCCAUUGAUGAGGCCCUGACAGAGGUGGCCAGGGUGGAGCAGACCUUGCAGAUCUAUGAUGAACUCCUGGGAAGUGUGAAGCAGCAGAUGGACCACAUCCACCAGGAAAACUCCUUGCUGCAUCGCAUCAUUUCCAACAAGACAAGGCUGAUGGAUGAGAUCAUCUUCCUCACAACCCAUCUCCACCUCAGCAAGGGGCACUGCGAUGCCCUGAGCCGGGCAGACCUUUCCAGCCUCAGCAGUGUGCAAGCCUGUGUUGCUGCAGCAGAGGCUUUAUCUGGCUGCAUGAACAUCCAGCUACAGCCUGGUUACCGAAAGUUGCAGGCAGUGGCUGAGCAGCUCAUCAUGUUCGAAACACUCAAGCAGAACUUUGAAAACUCUUUCAUAAGCCACAUCACAAGCAUCUUUGAGCUGCAGGGUAAUGCUCAGGUCCCUCAACUUGGUCAGCCCAUUGACAAACUGUCUGCACCAAGCCACAGGCUUCACCACAAGGAAUUGCUGCCCUACAUCCCACUCAUGGCCUGGCUGAGGAACACCAACUCAGUUCUGUUCUGUGACCUCCCCAAGGUCUAUGCCCAGAACCUGAACAGACUCUACGACCGGGAAAUCAAAGCCCUUCUUGAACAAGCCAAAACCUCCUUGUUAGGAAGAAGAAAAGGAAGUCUGCAGGAGAGCUUAGAGAAGCCAAUGGCCAUGGGGGGCAGGCACCAGUCAUGGUGGAGUUUCCUUGAGAGCAGAGAAGGGCAGGAGGACACACCAGACAGGGGUAACAUUGUCAAGGUGUUGGAGCAGGUGCUGAGACAGCUACAGCCCCUUUGCACCGCAGAGCAGCAGUUCAUUGAGAAAUUCUUCCAGCUGAGCCAUGACACUGCAGACCUGCAGGUGCUGGAGGCAUUUGCCACUAAGGGAGGAGAGAGCAUAGCAUCUCCAGAGGAUCCUUCUUGCACCAAGCCUCGGAGCCAACCAGAAGAAUCUACAACCCAUCUGCUGAGAGAGAUCUUCAGUUGCCUGGAAUCAGAUCUGAGAGGAUUUCUAGAUGUCUGCAACAAGGUUCACCCAUUGGGCUGCUUGCAGGUCCUGGUUACCUUGAGUGACUCCGUGUUUGACAUGUGGGGCUCUUCCUCAGCUCCUCCCUCAUCCUUCUUCAGCAGCCUCCUUGGCAACCUGCUGCUCCUAGUCAAGAGCAGCUUCAACAAAUGCAUUGGGACCUUGUGCAAAGAGAUUGAGGAGGCAAAGAUGCCCAGCAAGUUGAAAGGUGGGAUCGUGCCCUCUGUGAGCUGCUUCAAGGAGUUUGUGGUGUUCUCAGAGGAGGUGUUCAGGACAGCUCGGCGCAGAGGGGAGCUGGACAAGGCACACCUCAGGCUGGCCAGCAGUGUCUUCAGCAGCAUCAGUAGUCUGUCCUCAGCAAACCUGAAGGUGAACACAGAUAUGGUCAUGAUGGAAAAUUUCCACCACAUCCACCACUUCUUGUGCCAAAAGAAGAUCCACUGCCUGGAGGACAAGAAGAGAGAAGCCAAGCAAAGGUACAGUGAGCACAUGGAGAAAUAUAUCAUCAAGUACCUGGGCCAGCCACUGGAGAAGCUCAAUCACUUCUUUGAAGGGGUGAAAUCCCGUGUGGCUCAAGGGGUGAAAGAAGAGGAUAUCAGUUUCCAGCUGGCCUACAGCAAGCAGGAGCUGAGGAAGGUCAUUGAAAAAUACCCUGGCAAGGAAGUAAAAAGAGCCCUGGAGACCCUCUACAGGAAGAUCCACAAGUAUCUCUCCCCAGAGGAAAAUCUUUUGCCGGUGGUGUGGAAUGCCAUGGAGCAGGAGUUCAUCCGUCAGUACCAAGAGUUUGAGGAUCUGAUCCAACGCUGCUAUGCAGGAUCAGGGAUUACCAUGGACUUCUCCAUGGAGGAUUUGCUAAGCUACUUCAACUCCAUCACUCAGUCCAGCAUAUAG
Molecule: messenger RNA, 2598 nt
Organism: Acanthisitta chloris (rifleman)
Lineage: Eukaryota; Metazoa; Chordata; Aves; Passeriformes; Acanthisittidae
Product: exocyst complex component 1-like
Exons: 17
Coding region: 1-2598 (865 amino acids)
Biological process (GO): exocytosis; Golgi to plasma membrane transport
Cellular component (GO): exocyst; plasma membrane
Molecular function (GO): phosphatidylinositol-4,5-bisphosphate binding
Source: RefSeq, a predicted model, not a curated record